ACGCAUUAAAAAUUGUUUCUAUUGGGUCUGGGAUCCGAAAACAUACCCACCUCCAAUCCAGCCGCUCUGUGGCCCUGCUCUGAGAGUCCGGCAGCAUCUUUAUUGGCAAGCGAUAAGUCCAAGCGGCGCUCUAUCAGCUUGAAUGGACGAACUAGUCGAACAGUCGCUGGUUGACAGCCGUGAAAAUUGGACGUGCCAGGAGAGAGCAGCUAAAGCAUCCUCGAAAAUGCAACGGCUUGUGACGAAACGCAGCUGUAGCUUAGUGCUGAGGCUUCACAAUCGCUGCCUGGCAACCACAUCCGUGGAGGACGUACUUUUUCCCACCAAGUCUGACUUUCCUAGUCGCCACAUUGGCCCACGUAAGACGGAUGUUGUUGCCAUGCUCGAUACCCUGGGCUUUAAGUCCUUGGCAGAGCUCACCGAGAAGGCCGUACCACAGAGCAUACAAUUAAAGCGGGAUCUAAGCCUAGACAAGCCUCUAAACGAGCACGAGCUGAUACGACGCAUACGUGAUAUUUCGCUCAAGAAUCAGCUGUGGCGCUCCUACAUUGGCAUGGGAUACCAUAAUUGCCAUGUGCCCCAUACGAUAGUGCGCAACAUUUUCGAGAAUCCCGGAUGGACGACACAGUACACGCCCUAUCAGCCAGAGAUUGCCCAAGGUCGCCUCGAAUCGUUGCUCAACUAUCAGACUCUUGUUUCCGAGCUCACCGGUCUGGAUGUAGCCAACGCCUCGCUGCUGGACGAAGGCACUGCUGCCGCAGAGGCCAUGUGCCUGGCCACACGACACAACAAGCGCAGGAAGCUUUACUUGUCAAACAAAGUGCAUCCGCAGACUUUGUCGGUGGUGGAGACGCGCGCUGAAGCCUUGGAGCUCGAUAUUGUUGUGGGUCCUAUCGAGCAGGCAGAUCUUCCCAGCCGCGAGCUGGCUGGCAUCCUGCUGCAGUAUCCAGAUACGUUUGGUGACGUCAAAGACUUCGAGGACAUUGCAGCUCUUGCUCGCAAAAAUGGCACGCUAGUAGUUGUGGCAACCGACUUGCUGUCCCUCACUCUGCUUCGUCCGCCUGCCGAGUUCGGUGCGGACAUCGCCAUCGGCACAUCCCAGCGCCUCGGCGUGCCCCUGGGGUAUGGCGGCCCACAUGCUGGGUUCUUUGCCUGCAAGCAGAACCUGGUGCGUCUAAUGCCAGGUCGCAUGAUUGGCGUCACCCGCGAUAUGGACGGCAACGAUGCCUAUCGAUUGGCUCUGCAAACACGCGAACAGCACAUCCGCCGGGACAAAGCCACCAGUAACAUUUGCACAGCCCAGGCGUUGCUUGCAAAUAUGUCGGCCAUGUAUGCCAUUUACCAUGGUCCGGAAGGUCUCAAGGCAAUUGCUAAUCGCAUUCACCACUUUGCGCUAACUCUGCAGACGGGUCUGCUGGAGGCUGGCCAUGAGGUAAUUAACAAAAACUUCUUUGAUACGCUACGUGUGAGGCUCUCGGCGGAUCUUUCACUGGAGGACCUCAAGGAGCGAACCGACCACAAACGCAUCAAUCUGCGUUACUUGUCCGACGGCACAGUGGGCGUGGCUCUGGACGAGACGGUUAGUGUAGCAGAUGUGAACGAUUUGUUGUGGACCUUCAAGGCACCAACAACGGUGGAGGAGCUGCUGGCACGCAAGGACGUGCUUAAAAAUUCUAUUGAGAACUCCAAGUUUCUGCGUACAUCGCCUUUCCUGCAGCAUCCCAUUUUCAACAGCUAUCACAGCGAGUCCCGCAUGGUGCGGUAUAUGAAGAAACUGGAGAACAAGGACAUUUCACUGGUGCACUCCAUGAUACCACUAGGCUCCUGCACCAUGAAACUCAACUCAACGACCGAGAUGAUACCCUGCUCGUUCCGCCAUUUCACAGACAUCCAUCCCUUUGCACCCGUUGAGCAAGCUCAGGGUUUUCAUCAAAUGUUCAAGGAACUGGAGAAGGAUCUGUGUGAAAUCACCGGCUAUGAUAAUAUAUCUUUUCAACCUAACUCUGGCGCUCAGGGCGAGUACGCUGGCUUGCGUGCUAUUAGGAGCUACCAUGAGCACCGCAGCGAAGGCCAUCGCAACAUCUGCCUGAUUCCUGUUUCCGCGCACGGUACGAAUCCAGCUUCUGCUCAAAUGGCCGGCAUGAAGGUGGAGCCAAUACGCAUCCUCUCAAAUGGCUCCAUUGACAUGGCUCAUCUACGCGAUAAAGUUGAGGAGCACGCCCACGAGCUAUCCUGCCUGAUGAUUACGUAUCCUUCCACCAUGGGAGUUUUUGAAGAAACAGUUGCGGAUAUUUGCACAUUGGUGCACAAGCAUGGUGGUCAGGUGUAUCUAGACGGAGCCAACAUGAACGCCCAGGUGGGUCUGUGUCGGCCAGGCGACUAUGGCAGCGACGUGUCCCAUCUGAAUCUGCACAAGACUUUCUGCAUUCCACAUGGCGGUGGAGGUCCUGGUAUGGGUCCAAUCGGUGUCAAAGCACACUUGGCACCGUAUUUGCCUGGACACCCUGUCAUCAGUCCACUUAGCAGCGAGGAGCACAGCUUUGGUGUCGUUUCCGCAGCGCCCUUUGGCAGCUCGGCAAUUCUCCCUAUCUCAUGGUCAUACAUAAAGCUCAUGGGUAGUCGUGGCUUGAAAAGAGCCACUCAAGUUGCUAUUCUUAACGCAAACUACAUGUCCAAGCGCUUGGAGGAGCACUACAAAACACUCUACAAGGCGGAGAACUCACAGCUGGUGGCCCAUGAGUUCAUACUCGACAUACGAGAUCUUAAGAAGUCGGCCAACAUUGAGGCAGUCGAUGUGGCUAAGCGGCUAAUGGACUAUGGUUUCCAUGCCCCGACUAUGUCGUGGCCCGUGGCCGGCACGCUGAUGAUCGAGCCAACUGAGUCCGAGGACAAGGAGGAGUUGGAUCGCUUUUGCGACGCGAUGAUAUCCAUACGAGAAGAGAUUACCGAAAUUGAGGAAGGACGCAUGGACAAAACCGUCAAUCCGCUCAAAAUGGCCCCGCACACACAGGCCCAGGUCAUUUCGGAUAAGUGGAACCGCCCCUACACACGUGAGCAGGCUGCCUUCCCAGCUUUGUUUGUGAAGCCCGAUGCAAAAAUUUGGCCUACUGUGGGAAGAAUCGACGAUGCCUACGGCGACAAGCAUUUGGUAUGCACGUGUCCUCCCAUCCUGCCAGACCUGUAAUCAAAUUGAAUAGACUCUACCUUAAUAAGGAAAUAAACCUGUAUAAAUACUAACGGCCCAUUACCCGGCUUUGCCCAGGCUAAGUUUUUUUCUUCAUUCUAUGCAUCACAAUUAAAUUAUUUUGUAGUUAAAAUCAUGAAAGCACGUCUAUUAACCCUUGCAGAUAUAUGUAUAUCUUAGAAAGUUUUUGUACUGACGCUUUAUUGCCGAAUGAUUGUUCCCAUUCAAAAACAAAAGGACACAGAAAAGGCUUAAAACCCCUAUUGCAUACAAAGAGAAUUGCCAUACAGUCUGAUUAACUACAUCGCCUCGGGUAUUGAUUCUGUUCAAGAAUACAUACAUUUCUAUUUCGAAGUGUUUCACAUUGGGUGACAAUAUUGUAAUAUCCUCUGCAAAGUAUGACAAUGUUCAAGUGGGUCAAAUGAAAGAAAAAUAAGCAAACUAUUCUCGCUCAUGCCUCUUGGCCGCGAAGGGACUAUUGAAAAUUGGUAAAACACGUAUUCUAGUUCUUAUGCAAUAAGUUUUUAAAAUAGAUUUAAGGCCAAUCUGACUAAACAGGAAUAAUGCCCAUACACCAAGGAGGGAUCAAUUAUCGAACAUUUUGAAAUAUAUUCAUUUUUAAAAAGAUCUUUCAAAAUGAGUUUGAAACUUUUUGGAUGGUAAAGAUACAAAUUUUAUACAUACAUAUGCUUUCUACCAAUUUAUCACAGUUGCGGAUGAAAUUUUCGAAGACCCGCAAUUGUAGCCCGAAGAGUAAAUCCAGUUACAAUUUGUACUUCCUAACUCAUACAGUUUGGGUCGUGUGCUAGAAUAAUAAUAAGUCUGGACAAUUUUAUAUACAUAUAGAUAUGGAAAUUUUAUCACAUGUAUAUUCGCUAUUUGUCAUGCGAAACA
Messenger RNA from Drosophila novamexicana, 4078 nucleotides. RefSeq names its product glycine dehydrogenase (decarboxylating), mitochondrial. The transcript has 8 exons. Gene Ontology annotation, molecular function: glycine dehydrogenase (decarboxylating) activity; glycine binding; pyridoxal phosphate binding. The record is from RefSeq and is a predicted model, not a curated record. Bases 143 to 3184 code for a protein of 1013 amino acids. Lineage: Eukaryota; Metazoa; Arthropoda; Insecta; Diptera; Drosophilidae. Gene Ontology annotation, biological process: glycine decarboxylation via glycine cleavage system. Gene Ontology annotation, cellular component: glycine cleavage complex; mitochondrion.